Messenger RNA from Lottia gigantea (owl limpet), 312 nucleotides. RefSeq lists its product as hypothetical. The record is from RefSeq and is a predicted model, not a curated record. The annotation marks the transcript as partial. The transcript has a single exon. NCBI's taxonomy places the organism in Eukaryota, Metazoa, Mollusca, Gastropoda, Lottiidae.
CCAGUAGUUGUUGAUGGUGAACUACCAGUAGUUGCUGCCGAUGGAGAGCUACCAGUGGUUGUUGAUGGUGAGCUAGCAAUGGGUGUUGAUGGUGAGCUUCCAGUGGUUGUUGAUGGCGAGCUUCCAGUGGCAGUUGAUGGUAAAUUACUGAUGGUUGUUGAUGGUGAGCUUCCAGUUGUUUUUGAUGGUGAGUUUCCAGUCGUUGAUGGUGUUCUUCCAGUGGUUGCUGAUGUUGAGCUACCAGUGGUUGUUGAUGGCGAGCUACCAGUAGGUGUUAAUGGUGAGCUGCCAGUGGUUGUUGAUGAUGAGCUU